UUUACCUUAUGCAAUUACAGCACCUGCUUCCCACGUCACCUGUGUAAGCAUUGAGUAGCAAUGGAACCAGGAGCACCUGUUCGUGAUCAACGUACUCUACUGUUCCUCUCUUUCGUCUACUAACUUUCCUUCCGUUUCACUAGAUUUUCAGCUUCAAGGAGCCUUCUUAGCCUGCCAUACGCCCGUGUGUAUUUAUGCCAAGUCCACGCCUCAUGAUCACUUACAAUUCACCUCCUGAUCUUCUUGGGACAACUACUUGAAGAUUUUCGGCUUUUAUCACCUGCAGAUCACUCCGCGGGAUCAUCAGCUGGGUCGGCAUCAUUUAAACCGGCACAAUGUCUGGUAGCUACACGCCAUAUCCAGGGGGUCCCUUCUCAGCGCUCACAGCCAGCAUGUGGCCACAGGACAUACUAGCGAAGUACACACAGAAGGAGCAAUCUGUGGAACAGCCAGAAUUCCGCUAUGAUGAAUUUGGUUUCAGAGUGGACAAAGAAGAUGGUGCGGAGCCUAAUUCCAGUAAGCUUUUGAGUAUCCCACUCACAGAGGACCCUCAGCAGAGAUUAAAGUGGCAAGCCCACCUUGAAUUCACUCACAAUCAUGAUGUGGGGGACCUAACAUGGGAUAAGAUUGAUGUUACCCUCCCGCAUUCAGACAAGCUGCGCUCACUUGUACUAACUGGAAUCCCCCACAGUAUGAGACCGCAGCUAUGGAUGCGACUUUCUGGUGCCCUGCAGAAGAAGAGGAAUUCAGACAUGACAUACAGAGAUAUCGUGAGGAACAGUUCAAAUGAUGAAAAUCUGUCCGCCAAACAGAUUGAAAAAGACUUGCUUCGUACUAUGCCCAGCAAUGCUUGUUUCUCCAACUUACAAAGUGUAGGUGUUCCUCGCCUCAGGCGAGUCCUACGUGGACUGGCUUGGUUCUAUCCAGAUAUUGGAUAUUGCCAGGGUACAGGCAUGGUGGCCGCCUGUUUGCUGCUUUUCUUAGAGGAAGAAGAUACAUUUUGGAUGAUGAGUGCUAUUACAGAAGACUUGGUUCCAGCCUCUUAUUUUAAUAACACGCUGGAUGGAGUGCAAACAGACCAGCGGGUGUUGCGUCACCUUAUUGUGCAGUAUCUUCCACGCCUGGACAAGCUGCUACAAGAACACGACAUUGAGCUGUCUCUCAUCACUCUCCACUGGUUCCUCACUGCGUUUGCUAGUGUUGUGCAUAUCAAGCUGCUGUUAAGGGUUUGGGAUUUAUUCUUCUAUCAGGGAUCUCUGGUUCUAUUUCAGACUACAUUGGGAAUGCUGAAAAUGAAGGAGGAAGAGCUAAUUCAGUCUGAAAACUCUGCAUCCAUCUUCAAUACUCUGUCAGACAUCCCAUCGCAGAUAGAAGAUGCAGAUGUUCUACUGCGAGAGGCCAUGAUGAUUGCAGGGACUCUUACAGAGGUCAUGAUUGAGGCUCAGAGACGCAAACAUCUGGCAUACCUCUAUGCUGAUCCAGGACAGAUGCACAAUUCAAAAGUCUCCAAGAUUACAAGAAGACCAAGUCAGCGCAGAAAAUCGGGGAUAUCCACGUUAUUGUUUGGCGAAGAUGAUAUCGAGGCCCUAAAAUCCAAGAAUAUCAAACAGACUGCUCUGGUAGCAGAUUUACGGGAGGCAAUCAUGCAAGUUGCUCGGCAUUUUCAAUGCACAGACCCUAAAAACUGCAACAUUGACUUGACAGCUGAUUACACGAUGGAGAGCCAUCAAAGAGACCAUGAAAACUAUGUAUCUUGCUCGAGGAGCAGGCGCCGCAGGGCUAAAGCUUUGUUGGACUUUGAGCGCCAUGAUGAUGAUGAACUUGGCUUUCGCAAGAAUGAUAUAAUAACGAUAAUUUCACAGAAAGAUGAGCAUUGCUGGGUAGGGGAACUUAAUGGACUACGUGGUUGGUUUCCUGCAAAGUUUGUGGAGAUACUGGAUGAAAGGAGCAAAGAGUAUUCAGUCGCUGGUGAUGACUCUGUUACCGAAGGUAUUACAGACCUGGUUCGAGGAACGUUAUGCCCUAGCAUUAAGGCGAUAUUUGAGCAUGGACUAAAAAAGCCUUCUCUGUUGGGUGGUCCAUGCCACCCCUGGCUUUUUAUAGAGGAGGCUGCCAGCCGAGAAGUGGAGCGAGAUUUUGAUUCCGUGUACUCACGCCUUGUCUUGUGCAAGACUUACAGGUUAGAUGAAGACGGGAAAGUGUUGACCCCAGAAGAACUACUUUAUCGGGGGGUGCAGUCUGUGAAUGUCAGUCAUGAUUCUGCUCACGCACAGAUGGAUGUAAAGCUUCGUUCUCUCAUCUGUAUUGGGCUCAACGAGCAGGUAAUCCACUUGUGGCUUGAAGUGCUGUGUUCUAGCUUGCAGACCGUAGAGAAGUGGUACCAGCCGUGGUCCUUCCUCAGGAGCCCAGGUUGGGUUCAGAUAAAAUGUGAACUAAGGGUUCUCUCAAAGUUUGCUUUCAGUUUAUCUUCUGACUGGGAAUUGCCUGUUAAAAAAGAGGAAAAAGAGAAAAAGCCAUUGAAGGAAGGGGUACAGGACAUGUUGGUAAAACAUCACCUUUUCAGCUGGGACAUUGAUGGAUGAUGAAAUGUAACUUUUGUUCUUCACAUGUUGCAGAACAGAGUCCUGGAACCUUAUGGAGCUCCUCUCCAAACUGCACUUUUCUAUCCUGUUCUACUGCCAAGAACUCCAAAAUUUCUCCUGUUCAUACUAGUACAUGCUUUGGGUUAACAGUCCAAUCUGAAUGUAAGAAGUUCUUAUGGGAGACAUUUGGACAAACAUGACCAUAUUGAGAUGGAAUGGAGCUCCAGGGAAGAAAUAGACAUUUAUUUUUUCCACCUGGAUUAAAACCUUGAAUGGUUUGUGUAGGCUGUCUUCAGCCACAAGUUCAUCUGUCCCAUUUUAUUUUUAUUUUUUUUAUUAUUUGCAAAUGGAUUGGGUGUUCCAUAAUCCUGUUUUGUUGAAUCCACUACAGCUGUGUGUAUAUAUAAAUAUAUAUAUAUAUAAAUUAGUGUAUAUUUUGAGACCGAUGUGAAGAGUUUGCUUUUGUUAAGACCUCCUCCUACCUCCUCCGCCUAUUUUCUUUUACCAAUGAACCAACACCUUUCAGACUCUAUAAAUGCAUGGCCUCUUUAUUCUUUUAAUUACACAGGGCCCGUGCUUCAUGAAAUGUGUUAAAUGUAUCUAUGACGAUCGGUGUGUGACUUGACACUAGAGAAUUGCCCGCGCCAUAUUGACCCAUUACUCUGUAUCUCUAAAUGAGAUGUACAGAUAAGGACCAGAAUGCUGUGAAAUAUCUUAUCUUUGAUUUGUAACUUCUAUAAAGGUGUCUUUGAAUGUCGGAUCAGUCAGUAUUUCUUAGCAUUUUUUUUUUUUUAAAUCCUCCAGCACAGAAUGUAAGGAAGGGGAUACAAGAACAAUGCUAGGCUUUAUAUUAUGUUUAGUCUGACAUUCAAGGAACGACAUAAUUUCAAAUGUCUGGGGUAAUCUGUAAGGCAAAUUUGACAGUAAAGCAAAAAUAAAAAAAUAUAUAUCAUUGGAAAAUAU
Molecule: messenger RNA, 3545 nt
Organism: Pelobates fuscus (common spadefoot toad)
Lineage: Eukaryota; Metazoa; Chordata; Amphibia; Anura; Pelobatidae
Gene: SGSM3
Product: small G protein signaling modulator 3
Exons: 22
Coding region: 336-2582 (748 amino acids)
Molecular function (GO): protein binding
Source: RefSeq, a predicted model, not a curated record